Messenger RNA from Labeo rohita (rohu), 1450 nucleotides. Its product is annotated as ovalbumin-related protein X. Gene Ontology annotation, biological process: negative regulation of endopeptidase activity. The coding region runs from base 338 to 1261 and encodes 307 amino acids. Gene Ontology annotation, molecular function: serine-type endopeptidase inhibitor activity. The record is from RefSeq and is a predicted model, not a curated record. Lineage: Eukaryota; Metazoa; Chordata; Actinopteri; Cypriniformes; Cyprinidae. The transcript has 7 exons.
UCUGGCUGUCUACCCGCGUCCUGCGCUUACGACUGCUCUGCCGCAAGCUGAGUCCCCACUACAUAGGUCCAUUCAAGAUCCUGAGACAGAUCAACGAUGUGACUUAUCAGCUUCAGCUCCCACCCAGGCUGUAAACAAAAUGAACCCAGACAUUGAACCAGUGAUUUUGGCAAACCCAGAAUUCUCCAUUGACCUGUUAAAAGAGCUCUGUAAGGCAAAGCCGCAAGAGAAUGUGUUAUUCUCACCCCUGAGCAUCUCCUCUGCAUUGGGCCUGGUCCUCCUGGGUGCCAAGAACGACACUCUUGAACAGAUGUAAAAGGCCCUCCACUUUGGCAAAAUGGAAAUUAUGUACCACUGUCUGUAUGAGGAGCUCUACAAAGAAGGGGAGUACAAGGAUAAAAAAAAGAGAAGCCUGCAGCUGGUGAAUUGCUGGUCUGGAGACCAGACAGUCAAAUUUAAUGAUGAUUUCCUAGACGAAUGUGAGGAGUGGUGUUUCGGCAGCUUGAGGAAUGCUGACUUCAAGACGAAUCCUGAUGCUGCGAGAGAACAGAUCAACGCCUGGGUGAAGACAAAGACUGAUGGAGAUGUGUCUGAGGACAAAAGGUUUACUCUUAUCAACACAAUGCAGUUCAAGCAGAACUGGGCCAAGCAAUUUGAAAUAAAGGACAAAAGAGGUGAUUGGCUAAUGAUGGGUAAGGAGGAUAAAAUUCCCCUGGGUACUAUCCCACACAGACAUCAUGUGGAUUACCCUAAAUCUCCCCCUGAAGCUUGGAUUCUGGAGAUCCCGUAUGAGUAUAAACAUCUGAGCAUGUUUGUUAUACUUCCAAACGAGGGCACUGACCUGCAAAAGCUGAUAGACUCGAUCACUUAUGAGAAGAUUCUGGUGUGGACUCAGCCGGACAAUAUGAGUCACACAGAUACAUAUGUUGAAAUGCCCAUGUUUACGCUGAAGAAGGAAUAUGACAUGGAGGAGACCCUGAAUCUUCUGGGAAUAAAAGACCUCUUCAGUGAUAAGUGUGAUUUAUCUGGCCUGGCUGAUAAGUUGAAACUGUCCAAAAUGGUGCAUGAGUGUGUUGUUGAGGUGGACGAGAAUGGCACAGGGGCAGAUGGAGGCAGUGGUGGAGUUGUCCAGACUCAUCACCAUAAAAAAUUCAGUGAGUCUUUCAUUGUAGAACCCCCCUUCCUUUUCUUCAUCCGCCACAACCCCACAGAGAGCAUCCUGUUCUGGGGCCGCGUCAUCACCCCAAAACCUGAAAACUAGAAUCUGAAGCGCAAAUCAGAGCAGGUUCUGCAACAGUGUGAUCUGUCGUAGUAAAAACAGCACACAGUGAUUAUAUCACAUGUUUCUUCAUUUAAAAUUGAUUUGCUUGGAAUGUACGUUUUAAACAAAACUCUGAAUACUCAAAAUGUUCAAGCACUUAAACUGAAAACUAUAAAUAAAGGAGAAUCA